AUGACUUCUUGCGGUGUUACUUCGACUAAUACUAAUAGAAAUGAAUUUGAAUAUGUAUUUUCAAUUCAAGGGCAAAUUUAUCACAAAAUAGGAUCAUUACUUUCAAUGCUUAACGAUGACCAUAAAUUUCUGCAAAUAUAUUUCAUCGGAAAUGAAGAACAAGAAAUUGAUCAACGAUGCACAAAAUUUAAUGGAUUGAGACGCAAAAUAAUCCAAGAUAUACAGAGGAUCUUACACAAAUACAAUCAACUGAUUUACAUAUUCAGAACAACAUUAGACCGCCUGAUUUCUGAUGACUAUAAAAUUGUAGUUCGAGCCGAUAAAAGACCAUGUAGAGAACACGAACGUAGACUUAAUUCACAUCAGACAGAUGAAGUCGCCAUCGUAAUUGUGGACAAUGAAAAUACAAGCUGUGACAUAAUUGUACAACGAAGAAGAAAAGGACUACAACGCAUUGCAGAGAAACACCGUUCAUAUGAUGCUCUUCAAUAUCCGUUAAUAUUUCUGCACGGAGAGGACGCAUAUCAUUUCAAUCUAAAACACAUUCAUCCUGAAACAGGCAUAGAAACAAAUAAAAAAGUCACUUCCAAGGAGUUCUAUGCUUACCGCUUAAUGAUUAGAGACAAUGAAAUAUACAAUCACAUACUCAACACUCGCCGUUUAUUCCAACAAUUUCUGGUAGAUAUGUACGCAAAAAUAGAAGCAGAACGAAUGCUUUACAUAAGACUGAAUCAAGAAACUACGCACAGAAGAAUACGUCCAUCAUUCAUACAACCUUCGAGACGCGAUCAUAAAUGA
This is a messenger RNA of Chilo suppressalis (striped riceborer), 798 nucleotides long. NCBI's taxonomy places the organism in Eukaryota, Metazoa, Arthropoda, Insecta, Lepidoptera, Crambidae. The record is from the annotation of a GenBank genome assembly.